This is a messenger RNA of Podarcis lilfordi (Lilford's wall lizard), 5937 nucleotides long. The record is from the annotation of a GenBank genome assembly. NCBI's taxonomy places the organism in Eukaryota, Metazoa, Chordata, Lepidosauria, Squamata, Lacertidae.
GGCAGGCGCCUCCUCCACUGGGGACGGCGACCCCACGGGGAAGUUUAUUUGGAGGAAAUAGCUUCGCGAGAGGUGGAAGAAAGGCCCUCUUGGGUCCCCUCGGCGCUUGACGGGCGCCCCACACUCUUCCCCCGCCUCCAGGCUUGCAGCAGUUAGUUACACAAGCGGGAAAAAGGCGGCCCGCCGCCGAGGAACCGAGAGCGGUUCUUUCGCCGGGAAAGCCGUCGAAGCGGAGGGCCGGGGAGGCGCUGCCCUCGGCGGGCGGGACCAGGGGCGGGGCGUCGCUCCCCAACAUAUAGCCGGCCCCGCGCGCCUCCUGCUCCUCGGCGCUGCCCGGGAGGCGGCAAUAAGCGCGGCAGCAGCAGCAGCCGGAGCGGCAGCAUGGUGACGACCCUCCCUAGCGAGGCUCCGGGCAGGCGGCGGAGCCCUCCGCUCAAGCGGCAGCGGGCGGAGGACGUGACCCCCGAGGAGCGCCCCGAGGCCCCCGGCGCCGUCGAGGCCGGCCUCGGGCUCCGCGCGCCGGUCAAGAAGAGCAAGGCCCCCCCGGUGGGGCUCCUCUCCGGCCGGGCCGGGUCCCCGGGUCGCCGCCGCUGCGAGCCCAUGCGAGCCCUGGAGAGGCAGACCUUCCGCGACUACGGGCAGAGCUGGUACCGCUUCCGAAAGGAGCUGGAGGGCAAGUUCCACCCGCUCGACCCGCUGGCCCAGCAGCCGCAAGUAAGCGGAGGGUGGGUGGAGGUGGCGGGGUUUUGCUUUUUUCACACACACACCCCGAAUGAAACACACAAAAGGGAAUCGCGGGCAACUCUUGGCGAGGUUAGAAAGUGAGCAUCUACUCAUGUAUUUUGUACACUCUUGUUCUCAACUCUUUCUGACACGGAAUCCUGUAAACGUGGGAGCAGAAUUGUGUCCGCUCUGACAGGGCAAAGUCCCAGCUCCCGUGUACAGUCUUCUUGAGUACACUUAGUGCACAGGUAAGAUAUUUUAUAGGUUUUGGGGCGGAGACAAGAGGUGCGUUUCCGCUCUUCCCCAUUAUGCACAUUUAGUGUGAUGUAUGAAGAGUCCUAGAUUUCUUCUUUCCACUGUGUUCCCCGUCCCCCUAACUUUGUGUAGGAAGCAGUAUAAAACUGGGUAGAUCGGCAUCACAGAUACACGUGUUUCAGUGUUUAUACAUACAUAAGCUAGAGAAAGCUGCUUUCCAGCUGAUCCUCACACAAAUACCAUGGGCGCAGGGGGGCAGCUGCCCCACCCCCCUAAAUCACACAAAUCAAUAAAAAUAACUGAGGUUCUGCCCCCCCUUAACAUAAAUCUAUAUAUCUAUAACCACAUAAACCAAUAGAUGUGGUUGUCACAUAAGAUGGUCAGUUUUCAUGUGUUUUCUGUGCAGAAAACAAAUGCCUGAAGGCUUUCUCUUUUGUCAUUAUAAGCUCUUCAAGACAAAAAGCAAAGUGAAAGCACUUAAUAACAUUUGUAGGUGAGAAAAAAAGAUCCCUUCAUUCCUGAUUUAGCAAGGCACCAGCUACACGAUCUUAGGCAAAUUUGGGAUGACAGAACCACAUGAUAAGAUAAAGCUUAAUGCUCCUGACAGGCUGACCCUGAGAGACAUUGGGAAGUUAUGAUCAGAGGCUAUUAGGCAGAGCUGUCAGUGGAGUGGAACCUGAACUUAAAAGAGGUUGGACAUUUAGAGGGAGUCUCAGAAAGUACCAGCUAUACACCAUGCUCUGGUUUGUAUCUAGAAAAUACAUUCUGAAAUAUAUCUUUCAUUUUCCACAUCCAACAUCACCAUCUUUGUUACACGUACUGUAAUUUUUUUGCAUGUCUUUGUCCAUUUUGGCAACUGCAAAGAACAGCAUAAUUAUCUGCAUAUAGUUGUCUGGCAUACUGUGCUUGUGCUCUGCAAUCUCAUUCUACCUCUGGCACAUUGCUUUCCUGUGAGCAUCUUAAGCUGAUGCUUAACAUUUGUAAAGCAUCCCACAUGCUGCUUUGAAUUUACUCAGUUCUCAGUCAUUUCCUGCUUUUUGACUCCAGUGAAGUCUGUGGAGGCUUCUGAAAAAUAAAGUAUGAGUGGCUUUAUAACCUCAUGAAAGCAUUUUCACACACAAAUACCUUUUCACCCUUUCCUGGAUUUUCCUAUACCUUUCACACACAAUUUAACUACAAAGGAGGGUUAGGGGGAAAGUGUGCACCAUGAAAUGUGUGUGUCUUUUGUUGCACGUAAAUGUUUGGUAGGUAUUGUACCAAAAUAGAUGUUUGUACACCCAUCACGUGAGCUGUGCAAUGGAGUGGUGACAAUAAAGGGCAACUAGGAUCCCAUAUAUAAUAUGGUGUAAUUAAAUAUUAAAUACUACCAAUGUUAAAUGACAACAUUGGUUGCGGAUUAUAAAUCACUCAUAAUAACUAGGGAAAUGAAGUUCACAACAACUGCACGCAAGAGAUCAUGGAAUAGAAUUGGGCUUAAAAAAUAAAAGUGCAUCUGAACACUUGGAGAUGGUAUGUGGAGAGAUGAACCUAGGAAACCACCAAAAUUGUUGAGCUUCUUUUUAGAAAGCCACCCAAAUUGUUGAGCUUUUUCGGGGAAACUUCCCCCCAAAAUAAGCUUUUGGAGCUGUUUCUACCACUUUUCCCAUCGCGUUGCCAUACAUCCAGGUUUUCCCUGACAUUUUGCUGCUUCGGCAAAAUCCACCCCCCACCCCCAAAAAACCAGGACAUGUCAGGAAUUUUCCUGACAUAUGGCAAGCCUAGAUGAACCCCAUUACUACUUUUCACCCUCUACCCCAAUAUGUGCAUCAUUGUUUCUAUGUGGGAGACACUGAAGAAAGAGUAGUACAUCUCCGUACAUGCCUCCCCUGAGAAUAUAUUUUCCCAUUGUUGUGUACAGCAGUCUGCUUCCAUUUGUGAAAAGGUUGUAUGUCUACUUUCAGCAUUUAUGCAGUCCUUUAUAACUUCUCUAUCUGUGCAUGUGGGACAUAAGCUUUAUGUUGUAGCCUUGCGCAUGAUGGUUUCUGCAGCCACCACAAUAAUUGCAAAAAUCUUGCUGCCUUAAAGCAAAGUAAAAAUUAACUCCAUCAUGGCAGCUCUUUUGAUAAUCUGGUUUCUUUGAUUUCUGUCACUGGUGUUCACAAAAAUCAUUACACAUGGGAGAAUAAUUUUGUUAUUUCAGUUGAAACUAAUACAUAGGCAGGAGUAAGGAAUUCAGUAAAUGUCCUAAAACUUUGAUGCAAUAUUUUGGUUCUCAUUAAUAAGAGUCUAUAAUACAGUAAAUGGUUGCCUCUAUAUUUCAUUAUUGCCUCUUUUCCCAUCAUAACCUUUUCUCUUCUCUGCUUCCCAGAUAACUGCAGAGGCUCGGUGCAAACUGAUCAGCUGGCUAAUUCCAGUGCAUAAACACUUUGGCUUCUCUUUUGAGUCCUUAUGCCUGGCAGUAAACACUCUAGACCGCUUCCUUACCACCACCCCAGUGGCUGCUGACUGCUUCCAACUCCUAGGGGUCACCUCCCUCUUCAUCUCUUGCAAACAGGUACAAGGACUUAGAGGCUCUCCCCUUUGUUUUUUAUGAUUAUGAUUAAUUCAGUUUAUAUACUUCCCUUUAUUAAAAUAUCUCAGGGCCACGUACAACAUUAGAAACAUGUUACAAAACAUUGAAGAUAAAAACUAAAUUAAAAAACAUACAGAUUUCCUAAUAGUAAAAUAAUCAUAAUAAUAACAGCCCUCUCCUUUGUUUAGGUAGUAUGGUUUGUUAUUGCUAUUGAAUACAUACGUUAAGAACAGCUUAUAAGAGAAGAGAUCUCUGAACCAUAGUGAUUUAAGAGGCUCCAAUAAGUUACAUGGGGUUCCUGACUACAGUUGGGUCACUUGUAUGUUUCAUGGUUUUGUACUCUGAUACUAAAGAUCUGCUCAUAAAUUCAUAAAUCUCAACCCAUUUCCAUCCUAACAGAUUCAUUUUUAUAGGAAAGAAUGUAAAUAAUGUGGCAGACAUGUAGCUCAGACUCUUAGGGCCUUUUCAGAAGGUAUUUCACUGCUAACAGCUUGCUAUCCCUUGGAUCCUAAGAUCAGAUAAGCUAACUUAAGGAAGUUCACAGAAUGAAAGUUUCCUGUUCCUUCCUUCCUCCUUGCAGCCAUCUGUGCCCCUCAAAAAGCCUAUUGGAAAGAUCAGGAGUCCUCCUGCACAAAGUGAGAAAGAACAUGUGGGGAGAUCACCAGAACUCAUCAUGCUUGGAUCAUAAGAUAUCAUAAGGACAUUUAUAGAAAGUUUCCCAUCUCCUCCUUUCAUAGGCAGCCCCUCAAACUCCCAUCUCAUUUAGUUCAGGAAAGACCCUUGACCCUCCAAGAGAGGUUUUUAUGUGGUCACAGGUAGCUUCAAUUGGGAGGAGAGAACAGGAACUUUUAGUUCUGUGAAGUUAAACUAGCUUAACUUAGGAUCUAAACCACUGUGUUCACCACAUUUCACCCAAACAGGGAAGGUGUGCCCCGCAGUUGUAGAGAUGAGCAACAACCUUAAAAAAUAUAAUUGUGUACGGUCAAAUUGAGGCCAUUUAAUUCUCUUGUUUUGAAUCAGGAGUUGGAAGCUUUUUCUGUUAAGCACCAUUUUUCCUCAGGAGUAAUCUGUUGGCGGGGAGGGGUAGGCCAGAGGUCCAUGGGGCUGGUGGCUGUAAUAGGGAGAGUUAGAAUCAAAGGUAGCUAGGAUUCUCCUUUCUUUAUUUCUGCUUCUGCCACCCCUCUGAGCAUAUGUGUGCUUUCUCUCUCCACAUUCCCUUUCUCCCUGUUCGUUCUUUCCUCAUCAGGCACAUGAAAUUAGGCCACAAGGUUCCCGACUCCUAAUUUAGCUAGAAGAGAGUUAAGCUUACGUUAAACUCCCACCAGGCUGGAGGUAGGCUGUGUUCCUGUUUAGUUGCAUUGCAUCUGACCUUGACUAAAUUACAGGUGAUAAUGAGAAGUGCUUUACCUUUGGGAAUAUAAUAGCAGUAACACAUUUGUACCAGUUCUGGAAAUACCCACAGGCAUUGUUUUCUUUUAUAUUUUGUGCUAAUGGUGUGCACUCUUUCCUUUGCUUGUCUGCCUUUCAGGUGGAAGUGCACCCACCCAAGGCGAAACAGCUCCUCGCUCUUUGCUGUGACACUUUCUCUCGCCAGCAGCUCUGCAACCUGGAGUGCAUCAUUCUGAACAAACUCCACUUCAACCUGGCAGCCCCCACCAUCAGCUUCUUCCUGGAACACUUCACACAUAUGCGGAUGGAGGCCUGUGAAGCUGAUGCCUGGGAGGCCAAGAAUGCCAAAGCUCUGGCCAAAGGUGUGGCUGAACUUAGCCUGGCCGACUAUGCUUUUAACAAAUACAUGCCUUCCUUGCUGGCUGUUUGUUGCUUGGGCCUGGCUGAUCAGAUGUUGCAGCAUCAGAAACCGCUGGACUUGCAAUUAAGUGACUAUCCAGAGGGGGUUUUACAAGAUUGCUUGGACAAGCUGCACUUACUGGUGUCUUUGAAUGAGGACUCUCUGCCUCUGGUGCUACCCCCUGAGAUUUCAGAUCAGUGUCUGCACUUAGAAAAAUGAGCCGACCAAACAAAAAUACUUGAAGACCAUGCAUUUGGAAGUUUGUCCGAUUUUUCAAAUGCAUGUACAGAAGGACCACUGAUAGUUGCAAUACCUCUAAAAUAACAGUAUUCUCUUUUUAACAUUUGUUCAAUAGUCUCUUCAAUGAGUUUUACAUGAUAUUUAUUUGUAAUGGAAGCUAUGUUGUUGGUUUAGAACGUAAUCUACUAAGCACUGGCUUCUCUAAUCUUUUAAAUGUAAUUUCAAAUUCUUAUUUGCACAGUAAACUUGUCUUAUAUUGCACUUGCAUUAUUUUAAGUAACAAAUUGAAGUUGUAAACAGUGUACAUUAUGCCUGCUUGUAUUUAUUUGAGAUGAUAGUUCAGUGCUCAGCCAUAGGAAAGACAACAGUACUGUAAAGG